Molecule: messenger RNA, 1653 nt
Organism: Vitis riparia (riverbank grape)
Lineage: Eukaryota; Viridiplantae; Streptophyta; Magnoliopsida; Vitales; Vitaceae
Product: protein PMR5
Exons: 5
Coding region: 170-1348 (392 amino acids)
Cellular component (GO): Golgi apparatus
Molecular function (GO): O-acetyltransferase activity
Source: RefSeq, a predicted model, not a curated record
ACUCACGUGAACCAGCAUAGCUACCUUCACAUGCACACAACACAACAAAAAAACCCCUCUUUUAUAUGCACUAUGCAGGCCUCCAUUAACUCUUCCUCUCUCUUUUAGCUUUACUUUCCUUUCUUUUUCUUUUUCUUUUUCUUUUUCUUCUUCUCCCUGGAGCUGUGAAAUGGAUUUUCCUUCUGCUCCAUCUUCUUUCUAUGCUUUUGGGUCUUGUUUCACAUUCUUAGUUCUAGUUCUGGUUCAGCCACACAUAGCUUCAUCAGCUCUGCUACUGGGGUUGAAGAACCACAAUAACCACCACCAUAACAGGAGGCCAUUUCUUCAGGCUAACCAAAGCACAUGUGCUCUGUUUAUGGGCACCUGGGUUCGUGACGAUGCAUAUCCCUUGUACCAGUUCUCUGAUUGCCCCUUCAUUGAUGCUGAAUUCAACUGCCAAAUGUACGGUCGACCCGACACUGAUUACCUCAAAUAUCGUUGGAAACCCACCAAUUGCGAGCUUCCAAGGUUCAAUGGACUCGAGUUUCUGCUGAGAAUGAAAGGCAAGACUGUGAUGUUUGUAGGUGAUUCUCUGGGGAGAAACCAAUGGGAAUCGUUGGUUUGCAUGAUUUCGACUGCAGUGCCACGAUCACCAACCCAGAUUAUCAGAGGAGACCCCCUCUCAACCUUGAAGUUCUUGGAUUAUGGUGUGGCUGUCUCAUUUUACAGAGCACCAUAUCUGGUGGACAUAGAGGCAGUUCAGGGGAAGAGAGUCCUAAGGCUGGGUGACAUCUCUGGAAAUGGUAACGCAUGGAGAGGGGUCGAUGUACUGUCAUUUAACACAGGUCACUGGUGGAGUCACAAGGGAUCCCUCCAAGGGUGGGAUUACAUAGAAAUGGAUGGGACAUUGUAUCAAGAUAUGGAUCGUUUGGUUGCUUUUGAGAAAGGAUUGAGAACAUGGGCGAGAUGGGUUGAUACCAAUGUUGACAGAACCAGAACCAGAGUUUUCUUUCAGUCCACUUCUCCCACCCAUUACAACCCAUCUGAAUGGAGUGCUGGGGCAGUGACAACAACAAAGAACUGCUACGGUGAGACUGCGCCAAUGAGUGGAAUGACUUAUCCAGGAGCAUACCCAGAUCAAAUGAGGGUAGUGGAGGAAGUAAUGAGCCAAAUGAGUGGCCCUGUAUAUUUGCUGGACAUAACAUUGUUGUCUGAGAUGAGGAAAGAUGGGCAUCCCUCAAUCUACAGUGGGGAUCUGAGCCCUGCGCAGCGAGCUAACCCUGAUCGGUCUGCUGACUGUAGCCAUUGGUGCCUUCCUGGAUUGCCUGAUACUUGGAACCAACUAUUCUACACUGCUUUAUUCUUCUAAUCUGCUAGUGUUUGUCAUUUCUUCUUUAUAUAUAGUCACACAUCCCAUGAGAGGGUGCCAAACUGCACCUCUCUCUCAUGUAAAUUAGUCCAUUGGAGAUGUGUAUUGUUUCUGAAAAAUAUAGUUAGUUUCCUCUUCUAGGUGUUCUUAUCAUCAAACAUGUAAGCUUCUCGCUUAGUUGGUAACAGAUGCAUUUGGGAAAUCUUAGCUCUUCUUGAAAUCAAAGAAGAAGAAUGGAACUCUUCAAUUUGUUCUGAAUUAACUUUCAUUGGCUUCAUUCUAAGCAAAUGAGACUCCAUAUUUGA